Ostertagia ostertagi is the source of this 636-nucleotide messenger RNA. Lineage: Eukaryota; Metazoa; Nematoda; Chromadorea; Rhabditida; Trichostrongylidae. The record is from the annotation of a GenBank genome assembly.
AUGUGUGGCAUCAUUGGACUGGUGCAGGCCGAAGGCGUGGAAGUGGACGGAGCUCUUUCUGUUCUUGCCGCUGACGCACUCACUGCGCUUCAGCACAGAGGAACAGAGUCAGCCGGACUUGUCGGAUCCGACGGCACUGAUCGACAGCAUUUAGAUAUCGUCAAAGGCCAGGGGCUUGCAAGGGAUGUGUUUGUGGAGGAGAAACUAUGCAAGAUGUCCGGGUCAAGGAUCAUCAUCGGCCAUAAUCGUUAUUCUACGGCCGGCAAAAAGAGAUAUGCGAUUAACUGCGUGCAGCCGUUUGUCGUCUACACUGCCAUAGGAAUCGUGGCGAUAGCACAUAAUGGAGAGCUCGUGGAUGUGAAGAAGAAGAGGAAAGAGGUGCUUCACGAAGGCGUUGGCCUAUCCACGGACACAGAUUCGGAGUUGAUUGCACAAAUGGUGGCGAAGGCAAUAGCUCUCAACUACAAGUGUCGUUCUGACCUCGACUGGGGUGAUAUUUCCAAGGAGCUUGCGGUGACGAUGUCGUCGCUGAAUAUGUCUUACUCGUUGGUGGUGAUGACUUAUGAUCGUUUGUAUGCCAUACGCGACCCCUAUGGCAACCGUCCACUAUGUGUCGGUACAAUUUACGAUAACGAA